AUGCACAAAAUUGGAAAUCAAAGUUAUAAUUUCCAGAUUGAUUUCACUUGCUGUACAUUACCAUUUGGCUGCGUCUCGUUAAAGGUCUCACUUCCGCGAACGGCGUUCCGAUUAGGAGAAACCAUUGAAGCUCAAGUUACUGUAAAUAACCGAGCACGUAAAGGGCUGAAAGAGUGUGCUCUCCAGCUGGUGAUGAAAACUCAGUUUGAAGCGAUGAGUAGGUAUGAGCACGUCAAUGAGAAGAAGUUGAGCGAACACUUGAUCGAAAUGGUUCCAUUGGGAAAAGUCAAAGCUCGACACAAAGAGGUUUUUGCCAAGUGCGUUAUUCGGGUUCCCGACGGCGCUCCACCAACGCAGAACUACAAUCGAGACGGCGGAGAUACCGCUAUCAUUGCCAUUCACUAUGUGCUGAAAUUCACUGCCUUACCCGGUACGUUAACCCAAUCUUACUUUGACAUUUGA
Messenger RNA from Cooperia oncophora, 462 nucleotides. Lineage: Eukaryota; Metazoa; Nematoda; Chromadorea; Rhabditida; Trichostrongylidae. The record is from the annotation of a GenBank genome assembly.